AUGAACUUGACUGAUAAAAACCGGGCAAUGACCCAUUUGCUCUGGUGGAAUUUUCUAACACGCCCUUUCCACUAUAUCACUAUUGAGAUGGCUGGGAAUGGUCCUCUGGAUUACGAGACACUCUUGCUUGAGAGAGAGGAGUUGAUAAGGAGAGCCGAGGAAUCCCAGAAACGGGCCGAGGAAUCUCAAAGAUGGGCUGAGGUCUCCCAGAGACAGGCUGAAGUAUCCCAGAGACAGACCGAAGAAUCUCGAAGAUUGGCUGAAGAAGCGCAGAGACAAACCGAAGAAUCUAGAAGAUUGGCUGAAGCAUCCCAGAGAAAAGUCGAGGAACAGCUGCAAAAGACAACAUUCGGCGAAUUCCUCCGAUAUUGUCACGCCUUAUUUUCGGUGCCUUUGAGAGUUGGAAGUCUUGCUGAGUCGACAAGGGGACAGAUAACACAACCGAAGGGCAAAUACUGCCCUGUACGCUUUCAACCCUGGGCUGACUGUGCAAACAAACAGAGAGAGAUUUUCAAGUCUGUUUGCGACUAUCUGGAGCCACCAGAGGGACCGGCAGAGCGGGUAUUCAUUUCGCGACCCUCGCUGCAGGAUAUCGGUCAUCUACUCACCCGCCAGUCUAUACGCAGCGAAGCGGGUCUAGCAGCCUAUGAACUCCAUGGCGUGGAAAGUCAUGUGGCUCAUAUCAUCACAGAACUUUGCAAAAUUCCUGCAGCUCAAAAGGAGUUUUGCCUUGGAGAUGGGAUUCUGUUCGACGACCACGGCAACGCCCUUGAUUCUGUUGAUGGGUGUUCAUUUAACGAAUCACGAGCGUCAACUGGAACUUGCUCUAAGCCAGACAAGUAUUGUAUACAUCGUGUCAAUGGUGAUACCAAAACUUUGCUUACAGCAGUCGAGUACAAACCACCUCACAAGUUAUCCGUCGCCAAUCUUCGUGUGGGACUAAGACAAAUGGAGUUCUAUAAGGAAAUAAUCCAGCCCAAUUAUACACCCACCGAAGAGGCCCAGAAGCUGCGAUAUAACGCCGCCCGUUUGGCAGGCUCAGCUGUGGUUCAACAAUUCCAUGUGAUGAUACAAGAGGGACUUGAAUACUCCUAUCUGACCGUCGGAGUGGCCUUGGUUUUGCUACGAGUUCGAUCCGAAGAUCCAACAACCUUGUAUUACUAUCUCUGUGAGCCAAACGAGGAUAUUAAACCCAAUGAUGAGGACAGCUUCAAGGAGCCCAGAACAGCUAUCGCGAGAAUUCUAUGUCUCUGCCUCAUGAGCUUUGGCUCGCAGCUUCGGGACCAGAGAUGGCGACAAAAUGCGCGGUCUCAGCUCCCCAAAUGGAUCACGAGUUUCUCUCACGAGCAUUCCGAGAUUCCUGACGCAGAGUUACGGAAAAGCCCACCUGGAUCCGAGUACAACUCGUCUGUUAGCGCGGGCACUGCUUCGGAGUGGGUGCCAUCAGCGCCUGCAUCCCCUACUGAGGCUCCGACCGAAGGAUAUCGGAUAGGGACUCGCUCCAAACCCAGCUGUGCACCAGCCAACCCUCCACGCCUGGAUUCCCCAGGGUCUGAUCCAGAUGAGGCCUCGGGGACCAGGCACCCAGCCUCUGAUCAAAUAGCACCGUCUUCAGAAACUCGAUCAACGCGGAAUACAAGAUCUCAGACAAAUGGGCAAUACACUCAAAGCAACCAAACAAAGAGCAAAAAUGCACCAUUCUGCACUCAGCGGUGUCUACUUGGCUUGCAAAAGGGUGGCUUGCUAGAUGAGUGUUGCCCAAACGUAGACCUACACCGACAGGGAGGCAAAAGCAGCCACCAUCUCAUCAACGCCGAAGAGCUCGUGCAGCAGGUCCGACAGCAACUAGAUGAUGACCCCGACGACUGCACACCAAUGGGCGAGUGUGGAUCAUACGGAGCUCCAUUCAAGAUCACCAGCAAUGCACACGGAUAUACCAUAGUCGGCAAAGGAACAACAGCCCUACUCUGGGGUGAAGUAUCGCGUGAAGCAGAUAUCUAUCGUCUGCUUUCUCGGGUGCAGGGGGCUGCCGUUCCUGUCUUCCUUGGCCCAAUCGACUUGGCUGAUAUAUACUUCUUGCAUGGGGCUGGAGAAAUCAGCCACAUGCUUCUCAUGGGCUGGGCUGGUGAGCCGAUCACUGAAAUCGGAGCACUCAGGCGUGAAUACUCGCGGUCUGUCAAUGAUAUUCGCUCGCUGGGGGUUUUACAUCAAGACCUUCGACCGGCUAAUCUCCUGUGGAAUGCUGAGCUAGGUCGGGUCCUUGUGAUUGAUUUCCAUCGUUGUCAGUUGGAUUCCCGGCCGGAUAAACAUCGAGGAAGACGCAGAAGGCGCUCGCACGGAGCGGCGGUUGAGCGAAAGCAGCCGCGAGUCAUUUGA
Messenger RNA from Penicillium olsonii, 2376 nucleotides. NCBI's taxonomy places the organism in Eukaryota, Fungi, Ascomycota, Eurotiomycetes, Eurotiales, Aspergillaceae. The record is from the annotation of a GenBank genome assembly.